AUGGCGUCUAGGGUUUUACUGAUGGAUACUGUUCUAGGUCUAAAAGAAGCAGAGAGGUUCUUCGAAACCAUCCCUGAGACAAUGAAGGACUACACAGUCUACACAUCUCUGUUAACUUUGUACACAAGAAACGACGACACUCUAGACAAAGCAGAAGCUGUAUUCGAGAAGAUGAGAGAGCUAGGGUUCCUCUUGAAACCUACCCCGUUCAACCUAAUGCUAUCUCUCUACAGUCCACUGAAACGCCACGAUAAUGUCAACAGUCUCCUGAGCGAGAUGGAAGAUAACAACGUCAAGCCGGAUGAUCUCACAGCGAACCACGCCCUCUUGGUAUACGCAGCUGUGUCCAACAUCAAGGCAAUGGAGAAGUUUCUUAGCAGCAACCAGAGAAUCAAACUGGAGUGGGGAACGUGCAUCGACAUGGCAAAGGCUUACUUGAAGUCAGGCGCAACGGAGAAGUCCUUAGCUAUGCUGCAUAGAACAGAGCUGCUGGUUGAUUGCGCGUCAAGGAAGCCCGCUUACGAGGCGCUGAUGAGUGUGUAUGGAGACGUGGGGGAGAGGGAAGAUGUGUAUAGGAUUUGGGAGCUUCACAAGAACGCGGGUUCGAGUAACGAAGGGUAUAGGGCUGUGAUAAGUGCACUCUCGAGUAUAGGAGACAUGGAAGGUGCUGAAGUGAUAUAUAGGGAGUGGGAGCUUGGUGGUCUUCCGUUUGAUGCUAGCAUCCCUAACACUCUCAUCUCUGGAUAUCAUGCUUUGGGAAUGGAGAGAAGACUAAGAAACUAA
This is a messenger RNA of Brassica napus (rape), 783 nucleotides long. Its product is annotated as putative pentatricopeptide repeat-containing protein At1g28020. Bases 1 to 783 code for a protein of 260 amino acids. The record is from RefSeq and is a predicted model, not a curated record. The transcript has a single exon. Gene Ontology annotation, cellular component: mitochondrion. Gene Ontology annotation, molecular function: protein binding. NCBI's taxonomy places the organism in Eukaryota, Viridiplantae, Streptophyta, Magnoliopsida, Brassicales, Brassicaceae.